AUGGGAAGCACCGAAGAUGAUCACUUCCAAAAAAAACAUCAUGACCCAUUCAAAACCAAAUACAUGCUCAUCAAGUUUCUACUCAUAAUCAUAUCCACAAACCUCCUCACAAUCUACAUCUUCACUGGCCUUCUAUCCCCAGCUGCUUCCGCCGCCGAUUCCACCAUCCUCCUCCUCCUCCGUGAACUCAACCACACCCAAACCGAGCUAUCUGUCACCCGCUCCCAAGCCGAUAAUCUCAACCUCCAACUCCAAACCACCAACAAACUCGUCGAAACCCUAGUUGCUGAACUAAUACACUUCCAACAAACUCCCGAUUCUAAUUCUGACGACAUAUCAGAAGAGGUCCAGCUCGCUACUGGGCCACAUAAGCUCCCCCUAGGGAUAAACAGUCGGACGGGUAUAGAUAGUAUGUAUCCUUCUGUCGGCGGAGCUUGCUGGAAGUUCCCCGACGAACUAGCCCAGUACAUGAACUACAAAGUCGGUGGAGAAUGCCCCACCGACGACGUAUUCGCUCAAAAACUGCAAAUGAAAGGCUGCGAACCUCUCCCGAGAAGAAGAUGCCGAUCCAAGUCUCCGAUCGGAUAUACCGAUCCCAAACCCUUACCGGAUAGUCUAUGGUCGACUCCAUCCGACACGAGUAUAGUAUGGGAUCCGUAUACAUGUAAGAGCUACAAAUGUCUCAUAGAUAGAAAACAUGCUCCAGGUUUCUACGAUUGUAAAGAUUGUUUCGACCUAAAUUUUAGGGAGAAGAGCCGAUGGAUAUUGGAUAAAAGUUUGGAUUAUGGGAUGGAUAAUGUUAUCGCCAUGAGACCGAAAGGAACUAUUCGGAUCGGGCUCGAUAUCGGGGGAGGGGCAGGUACUUUUGCGGCGAGGAUGAAGGAACGGAAUGUUACUAUCAUAACGACUUCGAUGAAUAUCGACGGUCCGUUCAAUAGUUUUAUCGCUUCGAGGGGAUUGAUUUCUUUGCAUUUGAGUGUAUCGGAACGAUUACCGUUCUUCGAGAAUACGCUUGACAUUGUGCAUUCGAUGCAUAUAAUGAGUAACUGGAUUCCGGAAAUGAUGCUUGAGUUUAUUAUGUACGAUGUGUUUAGGGUUUUAAGACCGGGGGGAGUGUUUUGGUUGGAUCGUUUCUUUUGCUUUGGGUCGCAAAUGAAUUCGACCUAUGUUCCGAUGUUGGAUAGAGUUGGAUUUAAUAGAUUGAGGUGGAAUGUUGGGAAGAAACUCGACAAAGGGAAGGACGAGUGGUAUUUUUCGGCCUUGUUGGAGAAGCCAAUGACUUGAUCUCCUAUUGACAAGAUCGGUGAAAGUAUUUUGGGUUAU
Messenger RNA from Impatiens glandulifera, 1323 nucleotides. Its product is annotated as probable methyltransferase At1g29790. The record is from RefSeq and is a predicted model, not a curated record. The coding region runs from base 1 to 1284 and encodes 427 amino acids. Gene Ontology annotation, molecular function: methyltransferase activity. NCBI's taxonomy places the organism in Eukaryota, Viridiplantae, Streptophyta, Magnoliopsida, Ericales, Balsaminaceae. The transcript has a single exon.